Phlebotomus papatasi is the source of this 2188-nucleotide messenger RNA. Its product is annotated as ATP-sensitive inward rectifier potassium channel 10-like. Lineage: Eukaryota; Metazoa; Arthropoda; Insecta; Diptera; Psychodidae. Gene Ontology annotation, biological process: potassium ion import across plasma membrane; regulation of monoatomic ion transmembrane transport. The coding region runs from base 455 to 2032 and encodes 525 amino acids. Gene Ontology annotation, molecular function: inward rectifier potassium channel activity. The record is from RefSeq and is a predicted model, not a curated record. The transcript has 2 exons. Gene Ontology annotation, cellular component: plasma membrane.
AGGGUUCAAGCUAUGAUACAGACGUCGCCUCUUGCAUGAAAUGCUAGCAUAAAAUAAAUGCAGAUACGACGACGGUCGAUGCAACCAACGAUUUAUUAUUAUUAGUGAAGAGAACAAGGAAAGAGAAAUCGUGUAACGCAUUUUUUUUUAAAUUUUUAUUUUUGAAUUUUAAAAUUAUUUUUAACAUUCAUAAUUUUUUAAUAUUUCAUUGCUUUAAAACUUUACACAGAACUGGUAUGUACUUUUCUGUAAAAUAUUCCUAUCACACAGAAAAAAGCGCUUCGAAAAUUGAAUUAAUGAACCCUUUGAAAUUUUUGUUUCCUCAUUUGAUACCGAUUUUACCUGAUAAGCACCUUGCCUAUUGGGCUUCAAAUUUUUCUUUCAAAGAAAGGUGUGAUCAGAAAGAAAAGUGCCAAGUGAAGUGAUAGACUGUUAAAAGUACAAAAUUUGAGAAAUGGAAAGUGAACCAGGAAGUCCAUAUUCACGUCGAUAUCCAAAUCUUGAUAAAUUCACAUUUGAGCUGCGCCAGAGAGAUGAGGAAAGCCCCGAACUUGACCGUGAACAGCGAUUUACUCUGCGUAGAUCUUUUCAAUCCGCACCCAAUAGUCCAUAUUCCAAACGACGUGCCUCCCAGAGAAGUCUUCACGUUGAAUUACAGGAAGUGAAAAUGAGUGCAAAGGAAGAGGGUCAAAUGGAAAAUGGGAUCAAUUCGAUAUUGCCGGAAAAUGAGAGUUUUAGCUGUGAAGAUGAAUUGGACACAGUUCAAGUUGAAGGAGAAUCUCAUCAUUUGCCCGUUGAACUUGUCCGAAGGCCAAGUAUGCAGAGUGUACGUCAGAGACGGGAUCCUCUCUACCAAGGCACAAGGACAAAGCGCACUAGGAGGGUGAUCUUCAGGAAUGGCAAGAGGAAUGUAACGUUUCACAAUAUUCCGCAAAGAUCAGCUAGGUUCUUCAAGGAUUUCGUCACAACUCUGAUUGAGGAGCAGUGGCGCUAUACUUUAGCUCUUUUCGCAUUCACCUUCUUCUUCUGCUGGAUCCUAUUUGCCCUGCUUUGGUAUUUAGUGGCGUAUGCCCAUGGAGAUCUGAAUUUGGAUCCUGAGACAGGAGAUCGUCUCGGAGAUGGGGAUCGUCCAUGUAUCGAGGCAGCCACGUGCAUGGCAUCUUUCUUGCUCUUCAGCAUAGAGACCCAAGUUGGAAUCGGUUUUGGGACGCGGUUUCCUACGGAAGAGUGUCCAGAGGCACUAUUCCUCAUGGUCGUGCAACUAAUCCUCAGUGUAGCCAUUGAGGGAGCAAUGGUUGGCAUAGUUUAUGCGAAAAUGGUAAGACCUACAAAGGCAAGCUGUAGCGAGCUCAAAUUCAGUCGAAAAGCAGUGGUUUGCUGUUACGAAGGGAAACUCUGUCUUAUGUUUCGCGUAUGUGAUACUCAAGAAAAUCAUGUUAUUGGCACCACAAUUAAAGCCUUUUGGCUGGAGGCACGGAAAUCGCGCGAGGGUGAAAGUAUAAAUCAAUUCCUGCACACGCUCGCCCUCGAAGACUGUGGACACCUCUUCCUUAUCUGGCCAACGACUGUUGUUCAUGUAAUUGACGAUACGAGUCCGCUGUAUGAUGUUUCAGCUCGGGAUUUGCUCAAUAAAAGAUUUGAGAUUGUCGUAACAAUGACCGGUGGAUGUAGAUCAACAGGGCAACUCACCCAAACACGAACUUCCUACCUGUCCAGAGAUAUUCUAUGGGGACACAAGUUUGUUCAUCUUCUGACUUAUAGUCACGAGAAGGAAGCCUAUGUGGCGGAUUAUGAAAAAUUCGAUAUGAUCACCCAAAUUGAUACACCACUCUGCAGUGCAAGACGUUUGGAGGAGAUCUUCACCGAAGUUGCUAAUGCCAUGCACCAUGAGCACGACAUGUUCGGAAGUCACAGUCACAUCCGGCGAAUAAGUGAAGGAUCGUGGGAAGGUUCAGAAGAAUCUGCACCAAUCAUGUUUGAUGCCACAAGACCAGCACGACACAAUUCGCAUCCCGAUUUGAAGAGUAUCUGAAUUAAUUGUGAAAUGAACUAAUUACCUUCAUUUAACACAAUUCUUCUUUGGUAAUUCACAACCGGCUUUAAUUGCAUGAGUUAUUCACCAGACAAAAAGCGCUCUAUUCAUCGUUUCCCAACACUUUUGUGCAAUUCAAUUAAAUAAUUACUUUUA